Tribolium madens (black flour beetle) is the source of this 599-nucleotide messenger RNA. RefSeq names its product mitochondrial inner membrane protease subunit 2. The transcript has 2 exons. Lineage: Eukaryota; Metazoa; Arthropoda; Insecta; Coleoptera; Tenebrionidae. Gene Ontology annotation, molecular function: serine-type endopeptidase activity. Gene Ontology annotation, cellular component: membrane; mitochondrial inner membrane peptidase complex. The record is from RefSeq and is a predicted model, not a curated record. Gene Ontology annotation, biological process: mitochondrial respiratory chain complex assembly. Bases 93 to 599 code for a protein of 168 amino acids.
UUCAUGUAACAUCUCAAACGUCACACAUUGGAGGUUAGUGAGGUUACGUAAAAUGUGAGGUUAUAGAACUUGUUUUGUAAUAGAUAAUUUCAAUGAAAAUUAUUAACUUCAUAAAAAAUAUAGUUAUUGGAGUGCCCAUUGGUGUUACAAUUCUUGAUACUGUCGGUUAUGUAGCUCGUGUGGAUGGAAUUUCCAUGCAACCCGCUCUGAAUCCUUACCAAAACACAACAGAUUAUGUUUUUUUGAAUAGAUGGUCAGUAAAAUCCUACGAUAUAAAAAGAGGCGAUAUAAUAUCACUGAUCUCCCCCAAAGAUCCUACACAAAAAAUCAUAAAACGAGUAGUGGGAAUUCAAGGUGACGUAGUGGCAACACUCAGUUAUAAAUCAACAGUUGUUAAAAUCCCCGAAGGACAUUGCUGGGUGGAAGGUGACCAUACAGGUCACUCCAUGGAUUCAAAUAAUUUUGGCCCAGUCUCUCUUGGUUUAGUUACAGCAAAAGCCUCCUGUAUCGUAUGGCCACCAUCAAGGUGGCAGUUUAUACCGUCCUUCUUGCCUGAUUCACGUGUACCUCUUAAUCUCUCUUCCAAGUCGUUGUUAUAG